Entamoeba histolytica HM-1:IMSS is the source of this 1866-nucleotide messenger RNA. Its product is annotated as glucosamine--fructose-6-phosphate aminotransferase, putative. Lineage: Eukaryota; Evosea; Mastigamoebida; Endamoebidae. The transcript has a single exon. Gene Ontology annotation, biological process: fructose 6-phosphate metabolic process; carbohydrate derivative biosynthetic process; protein N-linked glycosylation. Bases 1 to 1866 code for a protein of 621 amino acids. Gene Ontology annotation, molecular function: L-glutamine:D-fructose-6-phosphate transaminase (isomerizing) activity; carbohydrate derivative binding. The record is from RefSeq and is a predicted model, not a curated record.
AUGUCAUUAACAUAUAAUAUUCGUCCUAAAGAAUUACCUAAAAAGCGUUGUGGUAUUGUUGGAUAUGUUGGUAAUGACCCUUGUUCAAAAUAUCUAUUUGAAGGACUUAUGAUUCUACAGAAUAGAGGUUAUGACUCAGCUGGAAUUGCUUCUAUUAAUAAUAACAAACAACUUAUUGUAACAAAAUAUGCUAGUGAAGGUAGUACAUCUGAUUCUUUGAAAAUUCUUGAACGUCAUUUAAGUGAACAUCAAAAUAAUACAAUUGGUAUUGCUCAUACUCGAUGGGCUACUCAUGGUUCUAAAACUAAUAUUAAUGCUCAUCCUCAUUGUGACCAACAUAAUAGAAUUGCAUUAGUUCACAAUGGAGUUAUCCAAAACUAUGCUGAAAUUAAAACAGAAUUAUGUGAAAAAGGAAUUAAAUUUAUUUCAGAGACUGACUCAGAAGUUAUUGCCCAAUUAAUUGGAUAUUAUUUGGAUCAAGGAGAAUCAUUAAUUGGAUCAUUAAAAAAAUGUGAACAAAAGAUGAUUGGAACUUGGGGAGUAGUUAUUGUCUCUAUUGCACAUCCAAAUUGUUUAUUUGCAAUGAAGAAUGGAAGUCCUUUAUUAAUUGGGAUUGGAGAUAAACGUAGAUUUAUUGCAAGUGAACCAGCUGCAUUUGCUAGAUAUACUCGAGAAUUUAUUUCAUUAAAAGAUAUGGAAGUAGCUGUAAUAGAUGCAAGUAAACCAAUUGACUUAUCUCGUGUUGAAAUUCAUCCAGAAGAUAAUAUUGCUCUUUCACCAGCACCAUUUGCUCAUUGGUGUAUUAAAGAAAUUACCGAACAACCAAUUGCUGCAUCUGCAGCAAUGAAUUAUGGAGGACGAUUUAUUGAUUCAAAGAAUGUCAAAUUAGGAGGAUUAGAAAGUAAAGCAGAAGAACUUCUUCCAAUAAAAAAUCUUAUAAUUUCUGGUUGUGGAACAAGUUAUUAUGCUUCUAUGUUUGGUUGUUCUAUAAUGCGUAAAUUAAAAUCAUUUAAUACUGUAGAAUUUAUUGAUGCUGCUGAAUUAACACUUGAUUGUUUACCAGAAGAAGGAGGAAUGCUUGUUGUAUCACAAUCAGGAGAAACUAAAGAUGUUCAUAGAGCAUUACAAUUAGCACAAUCCAUUAAUAUGCCAACUUUUUCUGUUAUAAAUGCAGUAGGUUCAUUAAUUGCAAGAACAACUAUGUGUGGAGUUUAUGUUAAUGCUGGAAGAGAAAAUUCAGUAGCAUCUACAAAAUCUUUUUCAUCCCAAGUAAUUUGUUUAUGUCUUAUUGCAGUAUGGUUUUCACAACAUAGAAAAUGUAUAUCAGGAAGAGAACAAGUAAUUUCAAGUUUACAAAGAAUUCCAACAUGUAUGGGAAUGGCUUUAACGUGUCGUUCAAAUUUACAAAGAAUAGCACAUAAACUUAUUGAAUUAAAUACAACUUCAAUGUUUAUUCUUGGAAAAGGACUUGCUGAAAGUGUUGCUAAAGAAGGAGCAUUAAAGAUUAAAGAAAUUUCUUAUAUUCAUGCAGAAGGAUAUUCUGGAGGUGCAUUAAAACAUGGACCAUUUGCUUUAAUUGAAAAAGGACUUCCAGUAAUUCUUAUUAUUUUAGAUGAUGAACAUGCUAAUUUAAUGAAAGUAGCAGCAGAAGAAAUUAAAGCAAGAGGUGCUUAUUUAAUUAUUAUCACUGACCGUCAAGAAUUAGCAUGUGUUGCUGAUGAAAUUAUUUUAAUUUGUAAUGCUGGUUUAUUAACAGCUCUUGUUGCUGUUGUUCCACUACAAAUUUUAGCAUAUGAAUUAUCUAUUGCUAAAGGAAUAAAUCCGGAUAAACCAAGAAAUUUAGCAAAAGCAGUUACUGUGGAUUAA